Arvicola amphibius (Eurasian water vole) is the source of this 4640-nucleotide messenger RNA. RefSeq names its product calcium/calmodulin dependent protein kinase II delta (gene Camk2d). Gene Ontology annotation, cellular component: neuron projection; cytoplasm. Bases 959 to 2458 code for a protein of 499 amino acids. Gene Ontology annotation, biological process: protein phosphorylation. Lineage: Eukaryota; Metazoa; Chordata; Mammalia; Rodentia; Cricetidae. The transcript is spliced from 19 exons. The record is from RefSeq and is a predicted model, not a curated record. Gene Ontology annotation, molecular function: calmodulin binding; calcium/calmodulin-dependent protein kinase activity; ATP binding.
GGACAGUAAAACCUGAAGUGAAACGUGGUGCCCGGGCUAUCCUCGCCCCUAGCUGAGGGACAGCGGGGCGCACAGCAGAGGUGGCCAGGGUUAGCCUCGCUGCGACCCGGGGGGGACGUGGGACCCGGGUCUGGGGAGCAGUAAACGCCAACCGCGCCCUGAUGCAGCGGCUGCAUCCCUCCCUCGGCUUCCCCGGCACCGUGGCUCAGUUGGCCUCUGCAUAGAGACGUCCCGGUGUGGGAGCUGCGAGUCGUCCCUCGUCUUUCCGACCCCUCGUGGGUCACUGCGACAUCCCGGUGCACCCCGUCCCCUAAGUGCGCUCCCCCGCCGCUCCGCACAUCCCCUCCCUGCGGUCUCCCUAGACGGCUGCGGGAGAGCAGCCCGGAGGGACUCGGCUGGAGUCGCUAGAGGGAGGUGUAGGGCCGGCGAGGAGGGGGCUUCGCAGGGCGGGGAGAGGCGGGAGGAGGCGCCGGGGAGGAGCUGCGGCCGCCAGCUUCGCCCGCCCGAGCCGAGCGCACUCUGUCGCCGCGCGGGUUCCCAGCCUCUCGGCCCCGUGGGGAGCGCGGGCCAUCAGCGCCGCCUCCGACCGCAGGAGCAGCCGGCCGGCUCUUCACUCUCGGUCGCCGCUCGUCCGUCAGCCGGGCGCUGCGCCGAGCUGCUGUUGCGAGCCUCGGUGUCAGCGGCCACCCCUCCUGCGGGUCCCCCCUCGACCCCUUUCUGGAGCACUCUGCCCCGCGGCGCGGCGGCAGGAGGAGGAGGGAUCGCGGGCGGCGCGGGUUGGUCUGGCCACCUCGCCCCGCGCCCCGCCCCUGCGCGCACUCCCUCGCGGGCGAGCUACUUUCGGACAAGGAAAGUGAGGGCGGCCCGGGUGACAGCGCGGCGGCGCCAGUCCCGGGAAGCCGCGUCUGUUCGCGUGUCGCCAGUCGCGCUGCCAGCGGCGCACUGCCCAGACCCCGCCAUGGCUUCGACCACCACCUGCACCCGGUUCACCGACGAGUAUCAGCUCUUCGAGGAGCUCGGAAAGGGGGCAUUCUCAGUGGUGAGAAGAUGUAUGAAGAUCCCUACUGGACAGGAGUAUGCUGCCAAAAUUAUCAACACCAAAAAGCUUUCUGCUAGGGAUCACCAGAAACUGGAAAGGGAAGCUAGAAUCUGCCGUCUUUUGAAGCACCCCAAUAUUGUGAGACUUCAUGACAGUAUAUCGGAAGAGGGCUUCCAUUACUUGGUGUUUGACUUAGUGACUGGAGGUGAACUCUUUGAAGACAUAGUGGCACGAGAGUACUACAGCGAAGCUGAUGCCAGUCAUUGUAUACAACAGAUUCUAGAGAGUGUAAAUCAUUGUCACCUAAAUGGCAUAGUUCACAGGGACCUGAAGCCUGAGAAUUUGCUUUUAGCUAGCAAAUCCAAAGGAGCAGCUGUGAAACUGGCAGACUUCGGCUUAGCCAUAGAAGUUCAAGGCGACCAGCAGGCGUGGUUUGGUUUUGCUGGCACACCUGGCUAUCUUUCUCCAGAAGUCCUGCGUAAAGAUCCUUAUGGAAAACCAGUGGAUAUGUGGGCAUGUGGUGUCAUCCUCUACAUCUUGCUGGUGGGGUACCCACCCUUCUGGGAUGAAGACCAGCACAGACUGUAUCAGCAGAUCAAGGCUGGAGCUUAUGAUUUUCCAUCACCAGAAUGGGACACAGUGACUCCUGAAGCCAAAGACCUUAUCAACAAAAUGCUUACUAUCAACCCUGCCAAACGCAUCACAGCCUCUGAGGCUCUGAAACACCCAUGGAUCUGUCAACGUUCUACUGUGGCUUCCAUGAUGCACAGGCAGGAGACCGUAGACUGCUUGAAGAAAUUUAAUGCUAGAAGGAAAUUGAAGGGUGCCAUCUUGACAACUAUGCUGGCUACGAGAAAUUUUUCAGCAGCCAAGAGUCUGUUGAAGAAACCUGAUGGAGUAAAGGAGUCAACCGAGAGCUCCAACACCACAAUUGAGGAUGAAGACGUGAAAGCACGAAAGCAGGAGAUCAUCAAAGUCACCGAGCAACUGAUUGAAGCUAUCAACAAUGGGGACUUCGAAGCUUACACGAAAAUCUGUGAUCCAGGCCUCACUGCCUUUGAACCUGAAGCUUUGGGCAACUUAGUGGAAGGGAUGGACUUUCACAGAUUCUACUUUGAAAACGCUUUGUCCAAAAGCAAUAAACCAAUCCACACUAUCAUCCUGAACCCUCACGUGCAUCUGGUGGGCGAUGACGCAGCCUGCAUCGCAUACAUCCGGCUCACACAGUACAUGGACGGCAGUGGAAUGCCAAAGACGAUGCAGUCGGAAGAAACGCGCGUGUGGCACCGCCGUGAUGGGAAGUGGCAGAAUGUUCACUUUCAUCGUUCGGGGUCACCCACAGUACCCAUCAAGCCACCCUGUAUUCCAAAUGGGAAAGAAAACUUCUCAGGAAGCUCCUCUUUGUGGCAAAACAUCUGAAAACCAUUCACAUUUGGGUCUUCUAACUGUCAACAGUGCCACUUCUGCGUUCUGUUCUCAAGGCACCUGGCGGGAAACCCUGGGACGUCCUCUCCUCCUCUUCAUGCAUGUUUCUGAUGCAUGAAGUUGUGAAGGUUCUCCGUGUAAUGCAUAUGUGACACAUCAUCGUAUCAUAUAUUCCUUCCUAGACGUUGUUUACACUCCAGCUACAGGAUGGGAUGUUCCACGCAAACUUAAAUUACCGUUGGCAGACUAUAGAGGGAGGUCAGACAAGAAAAUUCCACAAUAUUCCAAGUUCAACUGAUCCAUCAGGUUUCUCUGUGUAUGCCAAGAUUCAGAAGAUUUCGUUAAAAUCAUUGUUCUCGGAAUGACAGUUUGUGAGAGAAAAGUAAAUCUUUUUAGAAUGCUGCCAUUAAUCUUUUGGGGCUUUUUGUUGGGAUUUUGGGUUUGAUUUUUUGUUUGUUUGUUUGUUUGUUUGUUUUUAAGGCUAGUAUGUAUGUACUUUCAGUUCCUGGUGUGAUCCUGGUAGAAAUGAAUGCUUUUCUCUGAAAGUGUUGGUGUUGUGUAAAUGGAGUGUUUAGGUGGGCAGAAUCUUGUGUGAUUGCAGGGGCAAGAAUCAGUUGGUGUUCUACCAUCAAAGCCAUGUUGAUUUGAGUCAAACUGCAUACUGGGAAAAAUUAACGUUAUUUACAAGUUUGAUUGCUUUCAGAUAAGCACAAUUCUGGUGAACACUUGACACUGAUUUUGCUUUUUUUCUUUCUCAGAUUCUGUUGUUUUCGUUUUGUAAUAUUUGUUUGCUUUUAAUUUUUCCCAUUCUCUCUCUCUCUCUCUCUCUCUCUCUCUCUCUCUCUCUCUCUCUCUCUCUCUCUCUCUCUCUCUCUCUCUCUCUCCCUCUCUAUCUAUCUGUUGGUCUGUCUGUCUUUCUGUAGCUGGUAGUGUGUAAAAAUAACAGUAAAAUUUGCAUAUGAAGGUAAAAAUAGAUCAAGGUCUUUUGGAGGAAGCUAAAACUAGCACGUCCUGUCUUUUCAGGGCCCGCGGAGUUGUUAUAAGAUUUUAAAUAAAGGUUUUUAAUUUAGCUUAGGCCACCACUUGUGCAUAGGUAUCCUAGCUAGGUUAAAAAGCCUUGGAAGUGUUGAGACUUGCGCUAACAGCAGUAAGAACCUGCAACAAUGUCCUGGUUCUCUACUGACUAGGGACAUCGUCUGAAGACCAAGUAGAGGGUGACCAGGGUGGCAUGCAGAGCACUUGCUUGAACCUGGUGGCAUGUGAGGGCCUUGACUGCCUCGCUGUCUCUAGCUAGUACCGUGAGGGAUAUUCUUCAUCCUCACCAUGUUUGAACUUGAUCUUCAUGACGUGUGCAGUCCUAGCUUCUCUCUUGAGUCACAGUGUCAACUUCCUGCCAGGAGCUAGGGUUUUUCCAGAUUAAAGCAAAGAGGAAAAGGAAAUGCCCCAGUUUUCUUUGCGGUUCUCAUUUGUUCUUUGUUGAUUCAGUCCCGGUGAGGCUGUUUCUCCACACUGAAAUGCUUUGUGGUGCAUGGACUCUCUCAUCAGCAUUACUUCAGCCGUAGCUACUCACAGUCCUCAGAAGCCUAUUUUUAAAGCGGAAGCAAAAAGCAAAAAGAAAACACCCCCUCCCCCUCUUUUUUCUCAUUUCACCUUUUGGUGUUGAUUGCUAAUCACUUUAGAUAUUGUUGCUAGUGAAUGUAUGGUAGAUGGGUUGAAGCUUUUCUGAUAAUUACAUGAUUUAAAACAAUAUAUAUUUAAAAUGAAUAUAUACAGUAAAUGUAUUGAGCCGUGUUAACCUGCCAAUGAGACCUGUGAAAAACGUAAUGGCCUCACUUUUCCCUUUUUUAAUUUCUUUUAUCUUUCUGUGAAGCAGCUAUACGUGGCAUACAUGUAUUUAAAGACACAAAUAGUGGUAGAAUUUUUUUUUCUCUUUUUGUACACUUUGAACUUAGCAUGUGGUGUUGAAGUAUUACAUAGAUCCAGUCUGUCUUCUGCACUAAGAUGCGAGGAAAUUGUGACUUGCUCUCUCCAGCACAGUGGAAUCACACGUUCAUCACCUUCCAUUGUUUGGAAAAUACUGCAGUUUACCAUGGGACACUGUAUAUAUUUCUUGCCAUAAUGGUAAAUGACUGAUUGAUAUAUUUAAGAGUUAAUAAAUUUGUGAUUUCUGCUGACA